UUGCGUGGACAAGCAGGAACUCAUCUUCUGAAGCUGACUGAUAGCGGUUUUUGUGUAAUUUUCUCAUUUAUUAUUUAAACGAUAUCAUUACAAACAGUGCGUUUUUCGUCUCCAUCGCCGUAUACUUUGAAUACACUCUAUCUACCCGACGUUAGUAAGGAAGAAGGAGAUUAUAACCAUCGCUUACCCCGCGCGCGCGUUAAGCGGCUACGGGAAGUUGACUGGGCGGGCUUCGGUGUCAAAAAAUACACAAAAUCGACAUUUCUCGACAAAUUUCUUAGAGUGGAAUGCGCUACCAUUCUCCCACCGUGUCUAUUGCACAAUGGAUGUCUGCUCUAUCUGCCUAAUUUCCCAAACCAAAGCAACCUGUAACAGAUCUAGACUAUUCAGGGGAUAACAAUAGGCCCUCACUCCACUUUCUCCCUUGACGUUAUACAUCAGUUUAGAGCGGAGCAAUACAGAUUUUCUUUUUUGGUGUCUGAAUUGCUUUGAUUUGCUGGUUUAGCCGAGGGUGAAGGUCGGUCUGAGGAAGAAAAAUAUUUCAAAACACCUUAUACCUCAAUUUUCUGGGGAUAAAAAUCCUGCGUGCUGCUUGAAGUAAUUUAUUUAUUAAGAUUAUUUGGUUCUCAUCCCUGUAAAAUUGUGAAAUUUCUUAUUUAUAACUUAAGAACCAUCUGAGCACAAUGGUGUCGACAACUCUGGCCACGGUAACGCUCAUGACCACCAUUGGUUAUGUUGUUAGUACGUCAGAUUACCUAUGGCUCCUAGUGGUGGGCUUCAUCAUAGCUUUUGUCCUGGCCUUUUCGGUGGGUGCUAACGAUGUUGCCAACUCCUUUGGUACGGCAGUGGGGUCAGGUGUGGUAACCCUUAGACAGGCCUGCAUUCUUGCUACUAUAUUUGAGACUGUGGGGUCCGUGCUUCUGGGAGCCAAGGUCAGCGAGACGAUCCGCAAAGGCAUUAUCGACGUAAACAUGUACAACGGCUCGGAGCAUGUGUUGAUGGCUGGCUCGGUCAGUGCUAUGUUUGGCUCUGCUGUAUGGCAGUUGGCGGCAUCUUUUCUCAAACUUCCUAUUUCUGGGACUCACUGCAUUGUGGGGGCUACCAUUGGAUUUUCACUGGUUGCCAAAGGUCAGCAGGGAGUCCAUUGGAUGGAGCUUCUCAGAAUUGUUGCUUCAUGGUUCCUCUCUCCUGUCCUGUCUGGCAUCAUGUCUGCUAUUCUUUUCUACUUUGUUCGCAUGUUCAUCUUGCAAAAGAAAGAUCCAGUGCCCAAUGGACUAAGGGCUCUGCCUUUCUUUUAUGCAGUUACAAUGGGAAUCAACCUGUUCUCCAUCAUGUUUACUGGAGCACCGAUGCUGGGCUUUAAUAACCUGCCCUGGUGGGGAUCAUUUCUCAUUUCCAUUGGCUUUGCUGUCAUCACUGCCCUCGUCGUCUGGUUCAUUGUCUGCCCUCGGCUCAAGAAGAAAAUUGAAUGUAAAGUCAAGUCUUCCAGCCCCUCUGAGAGUCCUCUAAUGGAGAAGAGGGAACUUCAUGAAGCUCCUAAUCCCAUCCUGAAGACUGUCCCUGAGGAGUCCAACUCUCCCCUUUCCUCUAAUGUCGUUCCAUCCACACCUCCCAUUGAGGAACGCAAGGUCACGUUUGACUUCGGUGAUUCAGAUGAUGGCGAUCAAAAGGACUGUAAAGGAUCAGAAAUUAACAAUGCUCCAAAGACAGCCCACGUUCACUUCACUAACGGCCCCGCUCACAUUCCCAGCAACGGUUACACACAGUACCACACGGUUCACAAGGACUCUGGCCUCUACAAGGAUCUUCUGCACAAGCUCCACUUGGCCAAAGUUGGGGACUGCAUGGGCGAGGGCGGAGACCGGCCUAUGCGCCGCAACAACAGCUACACCUCUUACACGAUGGCCAUCAUCGGCAUGCACGGAGACUUCAAGCCCAAGGAAGGCGAGUUCCAUGCUUCGGAAGAAGGAGAAAGAGAAAAGGCUUGCGCGCAGGAGCGUAAGCGCAUCCGAAUGGACAGCUACACGAGCUACUGUAACGCGGUGGCGGAGAACGGGACACCCGAGGGCGUUGAGGAAGGUGAAGUCACCUUGGAGAUUGUAGAUGACGAUGCCGGGAGCAGCCGUAGUUCUAUAGAGGACCGAGCGGAUGCAGACAGGCCUGAGGUGUCCAUGCUCUUCCAGUUCUUGCAAAUUCUCACUGCUUGCUUUGGCUCCUUCGCUCACGGUGGAAAUGAUGUCAGUAAUGCAAUCGGUCCUCUGGUUGCUCUGUGGCUGGUUUAUGAAAGUGGCUCCGUCAUAUCAAGUGCACCAACUCCAAUCUGGUUGCUACUGUAUGGAGGAGUGGGCAUCUGCGUUGGUCUGUGGGUCUGGGGCCGUAGAGUCAUCCAGACCAUGGGCAAGGACCUGACCCCCAUCACCCCGUCUAGUGGUUUCAGCAUUGAACUCGCUUCAGCCGUCACCGUUGUGGUCGCUUCCAACAUCGGUCUUCCAGUUUCCACCACUCAUUGCAAGGUCGGAUCAGUCGUGGCUGUCGGUUGGCUGCGCUCCAAGAAGGCUGUAGACUGGCGCCUGUUUAGAAACAUCUUCUUGGCCUGGUUUGUCACAGUGCCCAUCUCUGGUCUCAUCAGCGCUGCCAUCAUGGCUCUAUUCACCUAUGUCAUUCUGUAAGGUUUCAACAGUCUUAGUGAGGAAAACCCGUGAUGCAACCAAUAGCAGCAGAGAGAGAUGGAGGGUGUUUUUCCGUCUUUAUUUUCUCUAUGUUCCCUUCAUUCCUGUGAUGGGUGGAGAAUGUAAAAUACUGUUUUGAUAGAGCUUGUGAUUCUGGGAUGCGUCAUUUUCUAUCCUGUAGUGCUUUCUAGUACCAUAGGCUAUGGGGAGUAAAGAUAUUAUCUUUAAAACUAGAUUGGUUGCCAUCUAAAUUCACUCGUGUAUAUAGUUAAAACAAAUCAUUGUUUUUUAUGUAAUUAUGUACAUAAAGUUUUUUUUUUUUAAGGUUUAAGAACAAUUACAAUGCAGUAUUAGCCUUUGUUUGACAUUCAUUGUUCAUAACAUCCGAAAAUUGGUUGAGGGUUGCAUAGAGGAGCAGUAUUUAGGGGCAAAUGAAUUUGAGAAAAUAAUUGUUUUUGUAUUUUAUUUUGUUCCUACUGUACAUUUGUUAUACAUAUUUACAUAUUCACUUUUUUUUUUACAAACAGGCCUGCUGUGAGUUAAAGCUGAGCAUGUGACUGUCAUAAAUAGAGCCUUCUCACCCUUUUGUGAGGGUUGAUUUGCCAAUAAUUUGUUUUGCUCAAAUCAUGUUUCUUAAUACAAUUCAGUGACCCUUUUUGCAUGUCUAUCAAUUUUUUUUUUUUUUUUGUUACACUACAAAACAAUCCCAUAAGCAGAUACAUUUGUAAAAUAUUCAGUCAUUCGAAAAGGCAAUUCUGUACCUGUUCUUUCAGACUUCUAAUGUAAUUAUUUUUCUGUUUUCUUUAGUGCUUUGUUAAAUAUCCAACUCUUGUUUUCUGCACCUCUAUAAUUGAGCUGUUAAUAUUUGCUCCGCUUUGCCCAGCAUUUCUAACAAAAACUAUUUCUCUUAUAAUAGCGGACCAAUCCACGCAAAGAUUAAUACAAUAAUACAUUGAAUAACUUCACCAUGCCAUCAGAUAUUUGCGCUUAAGGCACAGAAUGUUCAGAAUCCCUCGCUGUAGUUACUAUGCUCUUGGCGACUCUGUUAACUAAAAUUUGUUCCCAAAUGUUUGCUGUAGACAAUUGAACUCCAUAUGGUGGAUUACAUCUCUUUGUGCUCGCUGUCACAAUGUGCCACUGUUGUUGAAUACGGAUGAAGUGUUACUAGGAUACUAAAGCUCUCUGUUUACUAUUAGAAAAAUGCAGCCUGCGGUUGAUGUAGAGGCUGAUGGUGAACAUCUUCACAGUUUCCUGCCUUCUCAUAAACCUAGUCUUCUCAUAAAGAUCUAGUACUGAGGAAUGUAUACCGAUUCAAACAUAUGCAGUGUGUAUGUACACACACAGGGUUACUAUACCAACCCCUACAGCAACGCAAAUGACUUGACCUAUUUAUCAGAUGGGUGUAGUUUAUACUGGUUUGAAUAAGAAAGAUCAUUCUGUACUUCACAGGUUGUGAAGGUUUUCACUGAUGUGAAGUGGCUUGGUUACUGAAAUUGACACAAAUACAUCUUACAUAUUUGCUGUAGUUGCCUUAAGUUUUUUUUUUUUUUGUUAGGUACCAAAGAAAAAAUGGUUUGUUCUGUUGGCUUUUCCAGCAUACACUAUUGUCCACCCUGGGCUUUGGGGACAAGAGAAUAAAUUGUCUUUUUAAAUAU
Paramisgurnus dabryanus is the source of this 4324-nucleotide messenger RNA. RefSeq names its product solute carrier family 20 member 1b (gene slc20a1b). NCBI's taxonomy places the organism in Eukaryota, Metazoa, Chordata, Actinopteri, Cypriniformes, Cobitidae. Gene Ontology annotation, cellular component: membrane. Gene Ontology annotation, molecular function: phosphate transmembrane transporter activity. The record is from RefSeq and is a predicted model, not a curated record. Gene Ontology annotation, biological process: phosphate ion transmembrane transport.